CUUAUAUAAAAAGGUUAAGGUCGAAGAAGAGGUCGAGCGAAGCCAUGAAUGUAGAAGAAGAGGUCGAGCGUCUCAAGGAAGAAAUCAAAAGGCUUGGCAAGGUCCAAGCCGAUGGUUCUUACAAGGUCACAUUUGGUGUGUUAUUUAAUGAUGAUAGAUGCGCAAACAUAUUUGAAGCUUUGGUUGGAACACUAAGAGCUGCGAAGAGGAGGAAACUUCUCACAUAUGAAGGUGAGCUUCUGCUACAAGGAGUUCAUGACAAUGUGGAAAUCAUACUCAAACCCACCCCAACAGCAGCAACUGAUGUAACUAAUGCAGGCGAGAAGAGUUAGAAGGAUUAUGUAAUUGUUUCGAUUCAAGUUUGUAUUAUAAACAUAUGUCAUGCUUUGUGGGGACAGAUGCUGGAAAUUACUUUUUAGAACC
Fragaria vesca subsp. vesca is the source of this 423-nucleotide messenger RNA. Its product is annotated as costars family protein-like. Gene Ontology annotation, biological process: regulation of actin filament-based process. The record is from RefSeq and is a predicted model, not a curated record. NCBI's taxonomy places the organism in Eukaryota, Viridiplantae, Streptophyta, Magnoliopsida, Rosales, Rosaceae. The coding region runs from base 45 to 332 and encodes 95 amino acids. The transcript has 2 exons.